GCAGUGGCUGCGCCGCACAUACAGUCUCCCAACUCAACGGGAAUCGCGUCGGACCUCCGAGCGAGUCACUCUCCGAUCCGUCUCCAGUCGGGAGCAGUUUCAUUCUUCGGCUCUCUGCCGGCAGCGAGCGGAUGAUACAAAAUUUGAAGACAGCUCCUGUUUGAUAGUGAUCGCAGAGCCGUGGCAAGGAAUGACACAGCCGGCCACGUGAUGAGCGCAUGUGCGUGUACUCCAAAAGAAUUGACAAUAAUAAAUACGCUCAAGUGAAAUGCUUCCAGUCUUCGAGCACCGGAUACGAUAAGGAGCGAUCAUGUCUUCGAGUGACGAUCGAAAACGCUGCACCCUGUUCGAAGAGUCGUCCAUCACACUCCAGGAUAUGUACCACCAUGACGAAAUUUGCAGUGACCAUCUUCUGGAGGAUCUUACGGAUGAACGAACGAAUCAUCUAGUCAGCAUCGAGCACAGGGUGAGCGACGACAAUCACCUGACAUUCCAAGUGCAGGGCAUAAACAUCCCCGAAAGAGCCACUCAUGCCACCUUGACAAUUAAGACACGGGACGGGCUGAACGGCGAACGAACGAAAGGUUUCCAUUGUGAUGUGUAUGGCUGUGACAAGACGUAUUCAACGCAGGGGAAUCUGAAAACGCACAAGAAGAGACACACAAGGGAGCUCACCUUCUUCUGCUCCCAAGAGGGCUGCGGCAAAGCCUUCUUGACGUCAUACAGUCGAAAUAUACACCUCCGAAUUCACACGCAUGAGCGCCCCUAUAAAUGCGAAGCUCUUGAAUGCACUCGUACGUUCUCCACGAGAUAUCGGCUGAGAGCCCACGAGAGAAUACACACAGGUCAAACGUUCGAGUGCGAGUGGUUGGAAUGUGAUAGGAAGUUCACCACGGUCUCCGAUCGGAAAAAGCAUAGUCGCGUUCACACUGGCGAGCGGCGCUUCUUGUGCGAAAGUUGUGGGAAGAUCUUCGGUGCAUCGCACCAUCUGAAAUCUCAUCGACGCACCCACACUGGAGAGAAACCGCAUCAAUGCAACGUCUGUUCCAAGAAAUUCGCUACUCCCUAUUCCUUCAGAUCUCAUGUGAAGUCGAAGCAUGCGCAAGACAUUCUAGAGGAGAGCGCGCGAAUCGCUCGCAUUUGCACUUGCACGAAGGAAGCUUGUGAGAAGGCAGAGUGCUGCUCCACUUGUUUGCUGCCGGUGGGUCCACAAGCUGUGGAAAUGACCCCCGAUGUGAACACAGUCGAGAGCCCGUCUCCCUGAAUUCAUCCUGCCAUUGGAUUAAAGAUGGAGUUGAAGUACCUAUUCGGGACUUUGUCGCCAUGAGUCAGUAAUUCGCCGGUCAGGAAGACAGGCAGAGA
This is a messenger RNA of Galendromus occidentalis (western predatory mite), 1362 nucleotides long. Its product is annotated as metal regulatory transcription factor 1. The transcript is spliced from 6 exons. NCBI's taxonomy places the organism in Eukaryota, Metazoa, Arthropoda, Arachnida, Mesostigmata, Phytoseiidae. The record is from RefSeq and is a predicted model, not a curated record. Gene Ontology annotation, biological process: regulation of transcription by RNA polymerase II. Gene Ontology annotation, cellular component: nucleus. The coding region runs from base 311 to 1264 and encodes 317 amino acids.